This is a messenger RNA of Anopheles cruzii, 667 nucleotides long. RefSeq names its product thioredoxin, mitochondrial. Gene Ontology annotation, molecular function: protein-disulfide reductase activity. The transcript has 3 exons. The record is from RefSeq and is a predicted model, not a curated record. Gene Ontology annotation, cellular component: cytoplasm. Bases 51 to 467 code for a protein of 138 amino acids. NCBI's taxonomy places the organism in Eukaryota, Metazoa, Arthropoda, Insecta, Diptera, Culicidae.
AAAUCGUUUUGUGAUUAUAAAGUUGUCUUUUCGACAGUCCCAUACACAUUAUGGCCCUUUUGCAAAAACUCCUAGCUCUUCGGGUGCCGCUAUCCGCCAACGUUCGUUCCAUAAGUACCGGUGUUACACGGUUGGAAAUCUUCAAAAUCCAGUCCCCGCAAGAGUUCGACGAGAAAGUUCGCAACAGCAAGGAACCGGUGAUAGUGGAUUUUUUCGCAACAUGGUGUGCUCCGUGUCGAAUGCUCACUCCUCGCAUUGAAACCGUUAUUGGCGAAAGCGCGGGCAAAGUGAAACUGGCCAAGGUUGAUAUCGACGAGCACACCGAUCUGGCGUUGGACUAUGAGGUCGCCUCUGUUCCCGUGUUGUUAGCGAUCCGCAACGGUCAGGUGGAGCAGCGGCUGGUCGGGUUGCAGGACACGGAUAAGCUAAGGACGUGGGUCCAGAAUGUGGUGGGAAAGCCGAAGUGAGCCGGAAGUACCAGAAGUACCAUUGUAACUGUUGUGUAGGCAUAUUUCAACAUCGAUCCGAUGGAUUUCGUUAAGUGCGUAAAAUGCUUGCGGAGACCUCCGAAAAGUGGUAAAGCCAGCAAAUGUGUGAAGUGUGUUAAUUAGAAAGUAUAGUUCCAUUGAAUGGAAUAAAAACCGUUUCAAGCAUUGAAUGUACUGUA